AUGUCUCAACACAUCGUCCCACCAUCCGAAAACACCUCAACCAACGAUUCGGAAUGUUGGAUUGGAUCGUAUUUUCGAGAUUGUAUUGAAAAUAAUGAACAAUAUACACCAAACGUGCAAUGUGAUGAAAAAGUACAAGAGUUCUAUAGAACAUUAAUUUCGGAAUGUGGACAACAAAUUUCUCUUCAAAUUGUGGAGUGUGAUAACAAUGCAAGAGCCUACUACCAACGAAGAUUCAAUCACGAAAAACAAGUGGAGGAGCGAAGUAUCAUUGUAUGUAAAAACCAUGUACUGGAAGAGAAGGAUUUGAAUGAAGUGUUAAGACAUGAGCUUAUUCAUGCCAUUGAUGAUUCUCCAAAAUGCUCAACAGUUAAUUUAAGAAAUUUACAUGAUAGGAGCUGUAGUGAGAUACGAGCUGCAUAUUGGGCGGAAUGUGGAUCAUUACUGAGACCACGUUCAAAUACUGAGCCAUCCAAAGUUCAUUAUCAAUGUGUGAAACACACUGCUAUGCAAUCGGUCAAACUCGAUCAUCCAUUCGAACUUGUCCCAGAAUCAGUCAAACGAAUGAUGUGGAAAUGUUACAAUAGCAAAAUUCGACUCAAUAGUGGGGAUUAA
Messenger RNA from Naegleria lovaniensis, 615 nucleotides. RefSeq lists its product as uncharacterized. The record is from RefSeq and is a predicted model, not a curated record. Gene Ontology annotation, biological process: mitochondrial proton-transporting ATP synthase complex assembly; mitochondrial protein processing. Gene Ontology annotation, cellular component: extrinsic component of mitochondrial inner membrane. NCBI's taxonomy places the organism in Eukaryota, Heterolobosea, Eutetramitea, Acrasida, Naegleriidae. The transcript is spliced from 3 exons. Bases 1 to 615 code for a protein of 204 amino acids. Gene Ontology annotation, molecular function: metalloendopeptidase activity.